Schistosoma spindalis is the source of this 1317-nucleotide messenger RNA. Lineage: Eukaryota; Metazoa; Platyhelminthes; Trematoda; Strigeidida; Schistosomatidae. The record is from the annotation of a GenBank genome assembly.
AUGUCUCUCCUUAAUGAUGGAAAAGGUGAGGCUUCUCAAACUUGUCCUACUGAGCAAUCUAUAAUUCAAGCCUGGGAACGUCAACAGGAUGUUCACUUAACUAAUCCUCAUUUGGAUAUGUUAGAUGCUUGGUCUUCAGAUGGUGGUAGUAUUUCUUCAUCUUCCUCUUACCUUUCUGAUGAUCACUGUAUGGAACCCGAGAAUCUUACUUUAUCCUCUAUACCUUUAUGUGAACCAACAGAAGAAAAACAUCUUAAUUCUAUUAAAGAUACGCACAAGUUUUCACAUCCUCAAAAGUAUCCGCUUCAUUACCUGAAAUCUGCUGGUGUUUACACUGGUAAGGAAGUUAUCGACCUGGCUAUCGAUCGUUGGGAGUCGUAUAAGAACCUAUGUCAUCAAGCUCUAUACGUUUUGAGACAACAACUUGUUGAUGCCUAUGUUCCUUAUGCCAUAGAGGAGAGUAAAGCUAGUUCAACCAAAUCAGUAUUAAAUAAAGCAAAUACAGUAUCUACUUUACCAGGUCGUAGUCAACUUAGACAACGUGCUGCUCAGAAAAUGUUGCGUCACUCUGUUAAGACUGCGAAUCAGAGACAUUUAGCCUGUGUAUCUAAAUUUGCUAUAGUUAGUAAUCGUAUAGCAAAAUGGCGUAGGCCACCUAGUGCAAGUCAGCAAUGUCGUUUUCGUGAUCCUACAACAACAACGUGGGAAAAACAUUGUACAAAUGCAUGUGUCCCUCUGUUACCUGUAUGCUCUUAUCAUUUAGUUCAAAUGAGACCUGCACCAGACUACGAUAAAAAUUCAUCAAAUGAACAAAAACUAUCAAUUGAUGAGUCGAAUUCAAAUGGCUACAGUGAACAUGUUAAUGUUAAAUCUGAAAAUCCAAUAAUCGAAUGUCAUGUCAAUAGUGAUAAUACUACAGUUGAUGUCAAAUCAUCAAAUAUUUCACCUAAUACAACCAUUUCAAAUAGUCAUAAUUGUAAUCCAUCAUUAUACAAUGAAUUUUCCACAUCAAAUUUUAAUAAAUCAAUGAAAUUCGAUGAUCAUAUCACUAAAUCACAUUCUUCACGUUUAAACCGUAGUAGCAAAGGACAUUCCGAUCAGCCCUGUGUAAGUAAUCCUAUUUCUCCAACUUUGCAGAUUUCACCACAAUAUUUAUUUCGUCGUUGUGGUGGUGGGUCAUCUCAAAAUUGUUCAGAACCGGUCAUUGCAUGGAAUCCUUUCAUUCGUUGUAUGUAUCAUUCUACCAUUACAUCAGUUUGUACCAGUACAAAUUCUCUUACGGAUGUAAAAACUUCCGCAAAAGAUGUAUCAUCAUAA